Molecule: messenger RNA, 2406 nt
Organism: Synchytrium microbalum
Lineage: Eukaryota; Fungi; Chytridiomycota; Chytridiomycetes; Synchytriales; Synchytriaceae
Exons: 11
Coding region: 1-2406 (801 amino acids)
Biological process (GO): proton transmembrane transport; sodium ion transport; vacuolar acidification
Cellular component (GO): early endosome; late endosome; fungal-type vacuole membrane
Molecular function (GO): sodium:proton antiporter activity
Source: RefSeq, a predicted model, not a curated record
AUGGAGUCUCCAACAAGCGACUAUCUCUCUCCAGCACAACCUGACUGGCUCCCUUCUCCUACACAAAGCUUCGACUUAUUCACCACAGUCAUAGCCACGUUUACGGCCACUGCUUCACCUUCACCGACUCCAACGCCAGGCAUUACAAGAAGAGAUCUCUUUGGCAUGGGCGCUCUUGAUUCUCAUAUCUCUACUGGUGGUGACGCUCCUGACUUCUUAUUAUCUGCAGAUCAAUCUGCUAAACCGAAUGCCUUCUUUGCAGGAAUUUUCGUCGGCCUCAUCAUUCGUUUUGGAUCGCCUGCUAUACAAGGCUUCGUGGCUUUUGAUCAUCGGUACUUUUUCAAUUUGUUGCUACCUCCUAUAAUUUUGAAUUCGGGGUAUGACAUGAAGAAGAAAAGCUUCUUUCGUUACAUCGGAUCGAUCAUGACAUUUGCGUUAUUGGGUACAUUCAUAAGCACUGUCAUCAUUGGUACGCUGGUCUACUUCCUAGUUUUGGCUGGAAUGCAUCGAUUAAAAAUGACGAUGAUGGAUUGCCUUGUAUUUGGAGCUAUCUUGUCGUCUACUGAUCCUGUUGCUGUGUUGUCGCUCUUUCAACAGAUGAAGGUUGAUCCGAAGCUUUAUGCCAUUAUCUUCGGAGAAUCGAUUUUGAAUGAUUCUGUUGCGAUUGUCUUGUUUAGCACACUGGGACAAUUCACGGGCAAAGAAUUCUCACUUGGAAAUGUGGUUGCUGGAAUAGUCACCUUCUUUGGUGUCUUUCUUGGAUCGAUAUUGUGUGGAACUGUAGUAUCACUCAUUAUUGCAUUGAUGUUGAAACACAGUCAGCUUUAUGAGUUUCCUUCAUUGGAAUCUUGUCUUGUUAUCAUCAUGGCGUAUUCUUCGUAUCUCUUGUCGAAUGGGUUACAGUUUAGUGGGAUUGUGUCAUUGUUGUUUUGUGGGAUUAUUCUUAAACAUUAUGCUUAUGAUAACAUGUCUGUUCGAUCACGUCGAACUACGAAAUACAUGUUUCGAGUCUUGUCUCAGCUCUCUGAGAACUUUGUCUUUAUCUACCUCGGUGUAACACUGUUUACGAGUGACGACACACUAUAUUUACCAGGCCUAAUAGUCUUCACUCUGGUCUUUAUGGUCUUUGCUCGCUACGUCUCUGUAAUCCCACUUGCAAACCUAAUCAACAUUAUGAAUCGUCGAAUGUAUCCAAACAAACCGGAUCCCAUCCCGAGAAACCAUCAACUCAUGUUAUGGUGGGCAGGCUUGAGAGGUGCUAUUGCCUUCGCUUUGUCAUUCGAUGUCUCGGGCCCCGCAGCACAAGCUAUACGAACCACGACUCUAGUAGUAUGUGUUAUAUCGGUCAUUGUGUUGGGAGGUACUACGCCGAGAGUGAUAGUAGAGUUGGGGAUUCGGACUGGUGUUGAUCGUAAGAAACGGUCUGAAAGGUCCUCUUCGUCGAAUGGUGUAUUAUUAGGAGGUGACAGCGGCAACAACAAUAGCAAUAUGGAUGAUUUCGAUGACGAAGAUGAUACAGACUCGUCUGAUGGAGAUGAUGCUCUAGAUUGGACUGAUGCUGAUAUAGCACCUGUCGGAGGUCGAAGGCAUCCACAAGAAGCAGAAUAUGUGGAUUUGAGUGAUCAUGUAUUACCUGAUGAUGAUAUUGUAUCUCCGAGAUCCGAUGAUUUGCUUAAUGGUGAUGCUAGUGGUGGUGGUCGGAAAGGUCAACAGAAUAUGAAUGGUAACGGACAACAGCAACGGCCGUUGCCUAGGUCAGGACAGUCGUCAUCAAGCAACAUUCUGCCAUCAGCAGAUGGUCGAAUGAGUAUCGGAAGCAGUAUACAUGCAUUAUUAGGACAUCCAUGGCUUGCACGAGAUGAGGAUUUCUCGCAUUGGUUUAUAUCGUUUGAUAAUCAAUGGUUAAAACCCAUAUUUACAAGAACCAGAUGGAAGUGGGGACGAAGGUCUACUGCCUUGUCACCGCAUUCUCCGAAUCGUCACCAUCAUAGAGCUAGUAGGUUGGAUGAUCAGUUUGAUAGUGCGACGUUUAGAGCGGAUAAUUCGACUGGCAGUUUUGGAGGUGGAGGCAAUGGAAGGUCACCACCACCUUCAGCAGAACCAUCUGCAUCUGGAGCACCAACAAGAAAACAAUCUAGAUUCUCUCGCACAACAAACGACGGUAGAAGCAGCAGUAGCAGCAGGAAUGAACAUACGAAAGAAGAAUCAGCACCCAUCAUUAGCUUUUUGACCCCUACUACUUCAGCACCACAUACACCAAUAGCAGAUCAAUCACUACAGCAAAUGAUACCUUUAACGCAAAUGUCGAAUGAUGAAUUGUCUCCAGCUAUCAUGCAAGGGUUUGAAACUUUUGGGGAUGUACAGUCGUUUGAUGAUAUACUGUUUGAUAGUGGUCAAGACCUUUGA